This is a messenger RNA of Caenorhabditis briggsae, 3396 nucleotides long. RefSeq names its product Protein CBR-HUM-1 (gene Cbr-hum-1). NCBI's taxonomy places the organism in Eukaryota, Metazoa, Nematoda, Chromadorea, Rhabditida, Rhabditidae. Gene Ontology annotation, biological process: actin filament organization; vesicle transport along actin filament. Bases 1 to 3396 code for a protein of 1131 amino acids. The transcript is spliced from 19 exons. The record is from RefSeq and is a predicted model, not a curated record. Gene Ontology annotation, cellular component: cytoplasm; plasma membrane; myosin complex. Gene Ontology annotation, molecular function: ATP binding; actin filament binding; microfilament motor activity.
AUGGCGUUCCAUUGGCAAUCAAAAGUGAACGUACAACAUGUUGGUGUUGAUGACAUGGUUCUCCUUCCGAAGCUCACCGAACAAAGUAUAGUGGAAAAUUUAAAGAAGAGACUACAAGCGAACAGCAUUUUUACCUACAUCGGACCGGUAUUGAUAUCUGUGAACCCCUUCAAGCAAAUGCCAUACUUCACGGAAAAGGAAAUGCUUCUCUAUCAAGGUGCAGCCCAAUACGAAAACGCUCCUCAUAUCUACGCCUUAGCAGACAAUAUGUAUAGGUACAGACUGAUAAAAUCAGCUUUUAGAAACAUGCUUAUCGAUAAUGAAUCUCAAUGCGUCAUCAUUUCUGGAGAAUCAGGUGCUGGUAAAACAGUGAACGCCAAAUUUAUCAUGAACUACAUAUCCCGUAUCUCAGGGGGAGGUCAGAAAGUGCAGGUUCUUCAGCACGUCAAAGAUGUCAUUCUCCAAUCAAAUCCUCUCUUAGAAGCUUUUGGAAAUAGUGCCACAGUUCGAAAUUGGAACAGCUCUCGAUUCGGAAAAUAUGUAGAAAUUGUAUUUAGUAGAGGAGGCGAGCCGAUUGGUGGGAAAUUAUCCAAUUUUUUGCUGGAAAAAUCUCGAGUUGUCCAUCAAAACGAAGGAGACCGAAACUUCCACAUUUUCUAUCAAUUGUGUGCAGGAGCAGAUAAAAACUUGAGAAGCACUCUUGGGAUUGGAGAACUGCAAUAUUACAAUUAUCUAAACAUGAGUGGAGUUUUCAAGGCAGAUGAUACUGAUGAUGGGAAAGAGUUUGAGAGUACACUGCACGCAUUGAAAGUAGUAGGUGUGAAUGAUCAGGAACAGUUAGAAGUGCUUCGGAUUGUCUCCGCAGUUCUCCAUAUCGGAAAUAUUUCGUUCACUGAAGAAAACAAUUUUGCAGCUGUCAGUGGGAAAGAUUGUAUGAGAUUGGAUACUAACUUUAAUUUUUUUGUAACAUUGAAAAUUCCAGAUCUCGAAUUCCCUGCCUUUCUUCUUGGCCUCACCAACGCUGACAUCGAAUCGAAACUGACGGGAAGAAAAAUGGAGAGCAAAUGGGGUACACAAAAAGAGGAAAUUGAUAUGAAGUUGAACGUUGAUCAAGCAAAUUAUACGAGAGACGCUUGGGUGAAGGCCAUUUAUGCUCGGCUUUUUGAUUACCUAGUAAAAAAAGUCAAUGAUGCAUUGAACAUCACUUCUCAAUCUAGCUCAGACAACUUCUCCAUUGGAAUUCUCGAUAUUUACGGAUUCGAAAUUUUCAAUAACAAUGGAUUUGAACAAUUUUGCAUUAACUUUGUCAAUGAAAAGCUCCAACAAAUCUUUAUCGAAUUGACACUGAAAGCUGAGCAAGAAGAAUACGUUCGAGAGGGUAUCAAAUGGACAGAAAUCGACUACUUUGACAACAAAAUCGUUUGUGAUCUGAUUGAAGUGAAACGACCACCAGGAAUAAUGAGUCUUCUUGACGAUACCUGUGCUCAAAACCAUGGACAGCGAGAAGGAGUUGAUCGUCAGCUUCUGACAACUCUAUCGAAAUCAUUCGCAGGACAUCCACAUUUCGGACCGGGUUCAGAUUCGUUCCUGAUAAAACAUUAUGCUGGAGACGUUACAUAUAAUGUCGACGGAUUCUGUGAUCGUAAUCGCGAUGUUCUUUAUCCUGAUCUCAUUCUUCUUAUGCAAAAGUCUUCGAACGCUUUCAUCCGAUCACUUUUCCCUGAAAAUGUUGCCGCAUCUGCUGGAAAGAGACCAACGACUUUCUCAACAAAAAUCAGAACUCAAGCCAAUACACUUGUCGAAUCUUUGAUGAAAUGUUCUCCCCAUUAUGUUCGUUGCAUAAAACCAAAUGAAACGAAACGACCGAACGAUUGGGAGGAGAGUCGAGUAAAACAUCAAGUAGAAUAUCUUGGACUCCGCGAGAACAUUCGUGUACGACGAGCUGGUUUUGCCUACCGUCGAGCAUUCGAUAAAUUCGCUCAGAGAUAUGCAAUCGUGUCUCCUCAAACAUGGCCUUCAUUCCAAGGAGAUCAGCAGAGAGCAUGUGAAAUUAUCUGUGAUUCAGUUCAUAUGGAGAAGAGUCAAUAUCAAAUGGGAAGAACAAAAAUUUUCGUCAAGAAUCCAGAAUCGCUUUUCUUGCUGGAAGAGACUCGCGAAAGGAAGUUUGAUGGAUUCGCCCGUGUAAUUCAGAAGGCAUGGAGGCAGUUUGCUGCCAGAAAGCAACACAUCAAACAGAAAGAACAAGCUGCUGAUUUGAUGUACGGAAAGAAAGAAAGAAGACGUUACUCAUUGAAUCGCAACUUUGUCGGAGACUAUAUCGGUUUGGAGCAUCACCCAACACUUCAAUCUUUAGUUGGAAAGCGGCAACGUAUUUUGUUCGCAUGUACUGCGAAUAAGUAUGACAGAAAAUUCAGAGCUACUAAACUGGACAUGCUUCUCACUGCUAACCAUUUGUUUUUGAUAGGUAAGGAAAAAGUGAAAAGUGGACCAGAGAAAGGGAAGAUUGUGGAGAUUAUAAAAAGACAACUGGAUCUUCCACAAAUAAAAUCUAUUGGGUUGUCUCCAUAUCAAGAUGAUUUUGUGAUAAUAUACAUGAAUGGUGAAGAAUACACUUCUCUUUUGGAAACACCGUUCAAAACAGAGUUUUGCACAGCUCUUUUAAAAGCGUAUAAAGAGCGGAAAAACAGCCCCCUCCAUCUAGAUUUCCGAGAUACUCAUGUUGUCAGCUACAAGAAGAUGAAAUUUGACUUUUCUGAUGGAAAGCGCACGGUUCAGUUUGGUUGCGAUGGUUCUUCCUCAGCAGAGAAAACAUUGAAACCGAAUGGAAAAGUGCUGAAUGUCAGCAUUGGUACUGGACUCCCAAACACUACAAGACCUUCAACGGAAAGACCACAAGGUGGUUAUACUCCACGAAGAGAUCAAUUGAGAACUUCUACUCGAAGAACUAAUAAGAAUACACAUGGAGCACAGCCUAUGAGGGCACCGGUACCUGCUCACGCAAUGAACAACAACUACAAUCAGCCACCUCCACAUGCGGCAGCUCCAACGCCAGUGUCUACAAAUCAUCAAUAUAACCAGGAACCUGCACGAAUUCCAGUUAUGGGAAAUGUUAUCAGUCAACUGAACAACAUGAAUUUGGCCGCGUCUGGAAAUUCAAAUCCAGCAGCAGGAAGAGGACCUCCUCCAGCGCGUGGUCCAAAACCUGCACCACCAGCGAAACCAAAGUUGAAUCCAGUGGUCAUUGCCGUAUAUCCAUAUGAAGCACAAGAUACGGACGAGCUCUGUUUUGAAGCGGGAGAUGAAAUUGAGCUGAUGAACAAAGACGCUUCUGGAUGGUGGCAAGGAAAACUCAAUAAUCGCGUCGGUUUAUUCCCUGGAAACUAUGUCAAGGAGUAA